AUGUCCGAGAACAAGCGGAAGAUGGCUCGCGGCGAGCUUUACCACGCGCUCACGCCGGAGCUUGUCGCCGAGCGCACAAGGUGCAAGACGGCGCUGCGUGCGUACAAUGCCCUCGCCGGCGUGGCGCCGCGGCGGGAGUUGGUCCGCCUCUGGAGAGAGGUCGUCGGCGACACGACGGCCAUGCCGACAGAGCUGCCGGAUGCGGCGGCCGACGAGGCGCAGUUCGACGACGAACCGCUGGUUGAGGCGCCCGUCUUCAUGGACUACGGAACCCAGGUGAAGCUGGGCAAGGGCGUCUUCAUCAACGCCUACUCGACGUGGGUCGACACGUGCACCAUCACCGUCGGAGCGCGCACCCUCUUCGGUCCGCACGUCUCGCUGUACAGCGGUAUGCACCCGCUGGACCCGGAGCUGCGCGACGGCACGAGGGGGCCCGAGUCGGGCAAGCCCAUCAACAUUGGCGAGGACUGCUGGAUCGGCGGCAACGUCACCAUUCUAGCCGGUAUCACCGUCGGCCGAGGCGCGACCGUGGGAGCGGGUAGUGUCGUCACCAAGGACGUGCCGCCUUUCCACGUCGUCGCGGGUAACCCGGCGCGCGUCAUCCGCAAGAUCAAGACCUCCAUGGACCCCGAGCAGAGCGCAAAGCAGGCGCAGUGCGACAGCCAAGGAUCAGAGCUUCCCAUGGCGAGCAUGUCGUAA
Purpureocillium takamizusanense is the source of this 699-nucleotide messenger RNA. RefSeq lists its product as uncharacterized. The record is from RefSeq and is a predicted model, not a curated record. Lineage: Eukaryota; Fungi; Ascomycota; Sordariomycetes; Hypocreales; Ophiocordycipitaceae. The coding region runs from base 1 to 699 and encodes 232 amino acids. Gene Ontology annotation, molecular function: acetyltransferase activity. The transcript has 3 exons.